AUGGUCCCUCGUUGCUACCAGUCUGUCGCUUCUGCGCUUCUGCUUCUCUCUCAGGUUGCCAGCACUUCCUUCGCUUUUAAAUUUACUCCUACUGGCCAGACUGUGCAAUUAGAUGGAGCAUCAUACUAUAUCCCUCCUGAUGUGGUCUCGACUAUCACCGUCUCGAAGCACUUGAAAAAGGCUUUGGACAGUGCUGGUGGACUGCUCCCGUUUACUGUCGUCAACGCCAAUUCUUUCGAUUACGGUGAGAGAGACUUCAGCCAGGCCAUUACUUCUUACACAUCCACCGACGAUGUCUUCAGCAAAAGCUUCUUGGAGGCUAUCUAUGUUCAAUACUCUGGCGUGUCGAGCCACAAGUAUCCAGGCUUCUCAGCACCCAAACUGUCUGGCAACAGCAGUGUGGGAGUCGUGACCACCGGAUUCGCCUCAAAUACCUCAUCCAUCCCUGCUGGUCCUUACUUUGUGACCUCGACUGGUGCAGUUCACCAAGCCUGGAAACUCUUCAGCGAUGUCCAAGGUGCUUUCCUCGAAACCACCAUCGCAAACCAGGAUGGUACUUUCUCUGUAUUGCCUGCAAAUGUCGAAGGCCAAUCUUUGGCGAUUGCCGUACCUUCUCGUCUUUACUUCACCAAGACAGAAGACAAGCCGCUUGCAGGUGUCCGUUUGGGUAUCAAGGAUAUCUACGAUAUUGCUGGUUUGAGGACUUCGAAUGGUAAUAGAGCAUGGUAUCACUUCUACCCACCAGCCAACGAGACAGCUCUUACUGUUCAGCGUCUCAUCGAUGCUGGUGCUAUCAUUGUUGGCAAGAUGAAGACUUCGCAAUUCGCCAACGGCGAGACCGCCACUGCCGAUUGGGUUGACUAUCAUGAACCUUUCAACCCUCGUGGUGAUGGAUAUCAGGAUACCUCUUCUUCCUCCAGCGGACCCGGUGCUGGUGCUGCAGCAUAUGAUUGGCUGGACUUGACUCUGGGCUCUGACACCGGUGGCAGUAUCAGAAACCCUUCUCAAGUACAAGGUCUUUUCGGCAAUAGACCCUCGUGGGGAUUGGUGCCGCUUGAUGGUAUCAUGCCCAUGGCUCCUCAACUUGACACUCCUGGCUUUUUGACCAGACAUCCAGACAUCUGGAUCGCAGCUUCCAAAGUGUUGUACCAGGAUAACAUUACUCUUUCCCACAACUACCCUUCAAAGAUCCAAACCAUCGGCUGGCCUACCAACAACAGCUCAGUGGCCAAUGGUCUCCUUCUCUCCUUCCUCGACAAGCUCAGCACCUUCCUCAACGCCACCACCUCGACUCUCAAUAUUACCGAACAGUGGACCGCCUCCCAUCCUGCCAACGUGACCUCCUCUAUCGUAGAACUGAUGAACAUAACCUACCCCGUCCUAAUCGGCCAACAAACAACCUCCAUCCGCGACCCCUUCUACGCCGCUUACUCCGCCGCAAACUCCGGCCGCGUCCCCUUCAUCAACCCCGUCCCCAUGACCCGUUGGGCCUGGGCCGACAGCCUGCCCAAAUCCUCCGUCGCCGAUGCCGCACACAACAAAACAAUCUUCCAAACCUGGAUCCACGACAAGAUACUCACACCCUCCGAGAGCACAUGCAGCGACUCCCUCGCCCUCUACGUCGGCGGCGCGGGAACCACAAAUUACAGAAACGCAUAUAGAAAAGCUCCGGGCAUUCCGUAUGGGUUUGAUACCAGUAAGGUGUCGAAUAUGGGCAGUGGACCUGAUUUUGUGAUUCCGAUUGGAGAAACACCUUAUGUGUCGAACAUCACUCUGCAAACCGAGUAUCUACCUGUUAGUGUGGAUAUUCUGGCUGCUAAAGGUUGUGACGGUAUGAUUUUCGGGUUGGUGCAGGAUUUGAUCAAGGCUGGUAUGAUCAAGGGCACAAAGGCUGGAUAUAGUGCUGUUAGUGGUGAGCAGAUUUUGUUCUAG
Aureobasidium pullulans EXF-150 is the source of this 1932-nucleotide messenger RNA. Its product is annotated as amidase signature enzyme. The record is from RefSeq and is a predicted model, not a curated record. Lineage: Eukaryota; Fungi; Ascomycota; Dothideomycetes; Dothideales; Saccotheciaceae. The transcript has a single exon. The coding region runs from base 1 to 1932 and encodes 643 amino acids.